Messenger RNA from Priapulus caudatus, 521 nucleotides. Its product is annotated as 40S ribosomal protein S10-like. The record is from RefSeq and is a predicted model, not a curated record. Gene Ontology annotation, molecular function: structural constituent of ribosome; RNA binding. Lineage: Eukaryota; Metazoa; Priapulida; Priapulimorpha; Priapulimorphida; Priapulidae. Gene Ontology annotation, cellular component: cytosolic small ribosomal subunit.
GUUCUCGCAAAUACUCGUGUGCGCACGCGCAGCCAGAAGAUUUCUUUUCCGGUUUGGCCCUAACCAAAUACAGCAGGAUGUUGAUGCCCAAGAAGAAUCGUGUUGCUAUCUACGAAUACCUCUUCAAGGAGGGUGUGAUGGUAGCGAAAAAGGACUUCAAUGCUCCCAAGCACCCAAACCUUGAUAUACCAAACCUGCAUGUCAUCAAAGCUUUGACGUCGCUUAAAUCUCGAGGAUAUGUGAAGGAACAGUUUGCCUGGAGGCAUUACUACUGGUAUCUCACAAACGAAGGCAUCCAGUAUCUUAGAGACUUCCUUCACCUGCCACCGGAGAUUGUGCCAGCAACUCUCAAGAGACAGACCCGAGCUGAGCCUGCACGCCCAAGGCCCAAGGGUUUCCCAGAUAAACCGACCGGCUAUGGGUCUGAACGAGCGGAACGUGAGGGGUAUAGAAAGGCAGGACCACCAGGUGGCGGUGAUAAGAAGGGCGAUGUGGGACCAGGCACUGGCGCCAUGGAGUUU